UUCCUGACCGACGUGAGCAAGUACAGCAUCGGCCGUCUGCGGCCGCACUUCAUCGACCUCUGUCGGCCGCAGCUGCCCAACGGCCUCGUGAUGGACCGCUUCAGCAACUGCCAGAACCCGCACACCUACGUCACCGAGUACACCUGCUUCAAGGACAACCUCAGCAUGAGCAGUCGCAAGAUGAAGGACGUCCGCCUGUCCUUCAUGUCCGGCCACUCCUCCUUCGCUGCCGUCUGCCUCGUCUACCUGGUGCUGUACCUGCACCUGAGAAUGCGGGCCGCCCAUCUGGCGCUGGUGAAGCACCUCUACCAGGCGGCACUCCUUUACCUCGUCUUCUACACCGGCAUGAGCCGCAUCUCCGACUACAAGCACCACUGGAGUGACGUCCUUUGCGGCCUGCUCCAGGGCACGCUGGUGGCAAUUUUGGUGGCCUACUUUGUCGGGGACCUGGUGAAGCCACGCAGCUACGAGAACAUGCAGCAGAUAACGGUUGGUCAGCUGAUGUCGGGCAGUAGCAGUGGUGGUGUCAAUGGAGGCAGCAGUGCCGCCAACGGGGACAGCAGCAGCAAUGGCGCCUUCAAGGACAUCCAUCAGGUGGAGUCGGGAGUUUGA
Messenger RNA from Rhagoletis zephyria (snowberry fruit fly), 612 nucleotides. The record is from RefSeq and is a predicted model, not a curated record. Lineage: Eukaryota; Metazoa; Arthropoda; Insecta; Diptera; Tephritidae.